Molecule: messenger RNA, 3312 nt
Organism: Octopus sinensis (East Asian common octopus)
Lineage: Eukaryota; Metazoa; Mollusca; Cephalopoda; Octopoda; Octopodidae
Product: sperm-associated antigen 7 homolog
Exons: 7
Coding region: 257-967 (236 amino acids)
Molecular function (GO): nucleic acid binding
Source: RefSeq, a predicted model, not a curated record
GAAAUUAAAUUUUAUUCUUUAUUUAACUGGAAGUGAAAUAAUCGGAAUAAAAACAAAGAGAUUAGAUGAGGAACCACAGCUACGUAGAGAUAAGCUUGUAGGGGGGAUAACUCUGAAAUACACUCCUAUUUACGGUGCAGUCGGACAUGCUUUUCUUUGUUGACCGCUAAAAUCUUCCAAGGAGCUUCCAUUUCUAAGUAACCUCACAUCACUUGCUACAUAUUUUGUUUCUUUUUUAAAAAAACGACUACUUAAAAUGGAUUUGUUAGGUUCAAUACUUGGUUCCAUGGAACCACCGCCGUCUAUAGGAGAUGAAGCUAAAAAAAGAGUUAAAGAACAAAAUGCUUUGCUGAAGAAAAAGCAGGAAGACGAAAAGAACAGGUUAGAACAAUUUCGGGCUCAGACUGAAAAGAGAAUCCAUGCAUUUGUAACAGACAGUAAUAAACAGAAAUACAAAUGGGAACCAAUGGACAAAGUAUUCCGUGCCAUUAUCCAUGAAGUAGCUGACGUUGCAGGGCUUACAUCAUUUUCAUUUGGUCUAGAGGAACAAGACAGAUAUGUUAUGUUAUGGAAAAAGGAAUUUACUCCAUCUGAUGAAGAAGUUCUAGCUUACCGAAGGGGCGAAGAAUGGGAUCCUGAAAAGGCUAAAGAGAUUGCCAAACAAAAGGAAGCUGAGUUGCAGCUGGAAGCUGAAUCUUCAAAAUCUAAAACUGUUUCCAACCCUACCCACAACUAUAAAGACAAAUACAAACAUUUAAUUGGUGAAGAAGCUGCAAAAGAUGCUGCCAAGCAGACUACUGCAAACAAAUCUUAUGGCUUUGUUCCGAGUGAAAACAAGCGAGACUCCAGAACUAUUGAACAGGUCCUGGCUGACACUCGAGCUAAGAAAAAACUAAAGACUGACACUGGUUCAAUCCCAGAUCCCUCUGUGGUUAGUCCUUCCUCUGAAGAUACUGCUCAGCCUUGACACCUGUCUUCUAAUUAUUGUAUCUAUAGAAUUUUUUUUUUCCAGAUUUCCCUCCCCUUUCAUUUUUUACCACCAUUUAUAUCAUAGUUUUUUUUUAAAAAAGAUACAAAACAACUUAACAAGUUUUAUUAUUGUUUUUAAUGACUUUCCACAUCUUAUUUGACAAUAUUUCAAGGUUGUUCAUUUUUUUUAAAUGAUAUGAACUGUAAAAUAAUAUAAGAAUUUGUUAAAAGUUGAUCAUAAUUUACAAGAAUAUUGUUAAAAUCUCAGUGUAUACAAUCGAAACAGCAUCAUAUUAUAUAGCCAUCUAUAUAUCAUACUUAACAUAUAUGCACCAUUGAGGACAAUGAUGCUAUGGAUCUUUGCCUGAAUCUGUUUUGUAGACCUGCUGUGUUGAAAACAUUAUAUAUAUAUCAGAGGAUGGUGAACAUGGUCCUAGCAGUGAUUCAUAAAAAAUACCAGAUUUAUUUUGCCCUUUUUUGGGGGCUUUGUUAUUCAGUAGUCACAUGCACAGACAAAAUCUGUCCCCUUCAACAUAUUGGAAACCACGACUAAUACAUUCACUGACAGUGCAGAAAGCUUGCCAAGCUAAAUACAAACAACUUUCAAGGAGGCCAAAAUACAUUUCGUGUUCUCAUGAGUCACUGGCAGGAUGGUUUUCUUUUUUUUUUUUUUGUCUCUUUCUCUCUUGUAUAUAUCUUGUCUUUAACCCUUUAACAUUCAGAUUAUUCUGUCAAAUAAUCUUUGUUUUGAAUUAAUCCUGCAUUAUCUCAUAGCUUUUGGUUUACAAUAAUGUGAUUGUUUAUUUUUAGAAUGUCAUUGUUGGGUAAGUUUGAAUGACUGGAUCUUGCCAGUUUGAAUAUAAAACAGGCAGAAUAUUUUGGCCGGUUUAAAUGCUAAAGGGUUAAAACAACAUAUUUAUAUACAGAUUUUCUCUCAGAUGAAAACCACACUAUCUUGCCUGUCAACUGUAUAUAUACAUGACGUAUAAUAUAUUGAUAGCUGUUUUAAUUUAAUGCUGUUUUAGUUGCAUACAUAAGUUUUUAUUCAGCCCAGCGGCUAUUCACAAUAUUGGUAAGUAUUAUCUAUUGUUCCCUAUAUAUCAUGGGGGACAGAUUUUGUCUAGGUAUCUGACUAAUGAGUACAUGUCAUUGACAAGGCCCAAGAAAGCUGAAAUGCAUCUGGUUAUCUUAUGAAUUACUGCUGGGACAAUAUUUUAUCUUGUUCUGAUAUUGUGUUUUUAACAACAUAUCUAUGAAGAGAUUUUCUCCUGGAUAAAAACACAUCAUGCCUCUCAACAGCAUAUAUGCAUUAAUUAUGAUACAUAGAUGGCUGUACGGUUAAUUUUUGUUUUUUAAAAAUCAACAAAACAACGUUAAUUAUAUUUUUAAGCAACAUGAGCAUGAUGAUUUUUGUUAAUUUAAAAAUUUAUAAUUAACAUGGGUGUAAUGAUUUUUGUUGCCAUAAAUGUAACAGUUGGACAGUUUUCAUAGUGCUAAGCACUUUGGACUUUCAAAUUGCAUGAGGCUGCCUCUAGAUCUGUUAUACAAAUCUUCCUAUUUUAAAAUAUUUAAUUUUUAUUUAUGAACCUUGUGUUGUGUUCUGUAUUCCAAACAUCAACUUAAUGAAAAUGUUUGUUUACCUAAACCCUUCAAAUAUUUGAUACAUGAAAAGAUGGCUAGGAAAUGAAGGAGUAAAUUAUCACUAACUGCUGCUUUUUUUUUUGUCAUGUAAACUGAAAGAAGCAGUGUUAUAUGCCUUACUUUAGAUGUUAAAGUAUUGGACUUAAUUGUUGCAAUCAUUGUGUCGUGUUGUCCUGAACAAAGUACACAAUCUGAUUAUUUCAGUUUUACCUGGUUGGCAUUUCAUUGUUCAGUGAUUAGGCAGUUGGAACUAGGGCUGGCGCUAGGGAGUGAAGGGCCCAAUUAGAGAAUUGUUAGUGGGGCCUUCUACUCUACAAAAGCUGAAGAUUGAUUGUUUAUGUUUCAUGUAGUAUGCUAGUCUCAGCCAAAAUGCAUUGAGGGCUUGAGGCUUCAUCAUCAGCCACAAUGAAAUACUAAAAGUUCAUCAUAGCAUAUCCACUUGAGCACAUGCAUAGAGCCCUCUCUUGGCAUGGGGCCCAAUUUGAACAAACCUGCCCAUGUGGCUUAAAACCAGCCCUGGUUGGAACAAUAUCUAGCUGUAGGAAUGAAAUCUAACAUCAGUAGGAACAACUUCCAACAAAGGAAUGGUAUCUAUGUACAAAAACUUACUUCUCUCCAUUCAAGUAAAACCUUGAGAAAAUAGAUGAAAAUCAAUAAAAGAAGAAAAAUCACCAUAUGAUCAAUUAGUUGUCCAACGUUUUA